Molecule: messenger RNA, 1352 nt
Organism: Dunckerocampus dactyliophorus (ringed pipefish)
Lineage: Eukaryota; Metazoa; Chordata; Actinopteri; Syngnathiformes; Syngnathidae
Gene: crcp
Product: calcitonin gene-related peptide-receptor component protein
Exons: 6
Coding region: 43-468 (141 amino acids)
Biological process (GO): transcription initiation at RNA polymerase III promoter
Cellular component (GO): RNA polymerase III complex
Molecular function (GO): nucleotide binding
Source: RefSeq, a predicted model, not a curated record
CUAUUUUUUUAUGUUGGACCACAUCUUAGAAAGCUUCGCAACAUGGAAGUGAAAAAUGCAAAUGCUGCCAUGCUCAGUAACUAUGAGGUGUUCAAGCUGCUGACAGACCUGAAGGAACACAGGAAGGACAGCAGCAAGAACAAGCACAGCAUUGGGCAGCAGAACCUCAACACCAUCAUGUAUGAGACGCUGAAGUACUUGUCCAAGACGCCGUGCAGCCGACAGAGUCCAGAGAUAGUCAAGGAGUUUCUGUCCACCAUGAAGCACCAGAAGCUGACAAAGGCUGAGAAACUGCAACUCAUGAACCACAGACCACAGACAGCAGUGGAGAUGCAGCUUAUGGUGGAGGAGAGCGAGGAGCGCCUGUCAGAGGAGCAGAUUGACAACCUCAUCCAGACCAUUUCAGAACUUUUACCUGGCAAUCCUGAGCAGGAAGACGCUGCUCCUGCUGAUACAGAGGUUCCUUGAGGACCACCAGAGGAGAACUUUAAAGCCUCUUGUGACAAUUUUGUAUUGCUGCUGAAUGUGACCAACGUGAAGAUGCAUGAUAGCGGUGCUGUUAAGGACGCUAAAUGGUCUGUUUAGAGGAGGCUGUAUCAACAUUGCAGAAUGGAUGAGCAAACAUUUGACUAGAGCCACCACAAUGUGCAAUGUUUUAUUUUUAUUACUUCAGCCAGAUGGUCUUUGAAUGUAUCACAAAGGAAAGCAACAAUUCGCUGAGGGGGGUGCAAAGCGCAGCCAUUUUUUUCUUAAACUGUAUAUAACGUCUGAGAAUUGUAACAUGGGUUGGUUUACAAAAUAAAAAAUAUCAAAAUGGCCCCGCUAACUUUGAAUCUUCCGUAUGUGGCCCUCUGUGGGAAGUUUGGAAAAACCCAAAUGGCAAAACAAAAAUGUAACUUAAAAAAAAUAUCUUAAAAUUGUGUGAGGAGUGUAUGUUCUAAGCAUUAUCGUUUUAAUGGACUAGAUGCACAAGCUAGUCACACGUGCACCGAUGUGUGGAUGAUGUCACAUCACAGAACAAUUGGCUGGACUUCCUGUUUGUUGCAUCAUUUUCCUGUUUUCACACACACUACUGUGAGGCAAUGUGAAGGUUGCAGGAUUUAUUCCCAGAACAAGAAGUGACAAUCGGCAACAUUGAAUAAAAAAUUUUAGCCAUUAACUUCAUGUCAUUGUAUAUGUAUUUAAAAAUGUUGCACAGAACAAAUGUACUGUACUCAGUUCACAGUAACAGCUAAUGUGUUGGCUAACACACAAAUCAAUCAACAGGCCAUAUCAAGCCAGUCAAUGGCAGAAAAACGACGCAGCCAUUAUCUAUCCAUUAUUUGCACCACAUCCUGUGUGGCCAUCUGCUA